UGCGAAGCCAGCGGUUGGAAUCACUUGGCGGCCAACUGCGGGUCUUAUCGGUUGUUUCAGUCCCGACUUUGGGACUUGGAUCUUCUUCAUUAAAGUGCUAUCUGCUGGGAUUUGUGCUUUAAGGCCGUGUGGGUUCUGCUUGAUUUGGCCAAAAGGGUUACCCCGGAGUUCAGGAAACAACAACAACAUCUGAAGCCACUAACCACAUCCCUCAGUAGCCAUGAUAGAGCGUGAAAUUAUCCACACUACAACCGCUUCGAAGCGCAUUUUUGAUGUCCUGCAGGACAUACUUCAGUUUUUCAUUCUUUUCGUACGCAUCCUUCUGGAAUUGUUUGUCAAACUUGUGCAGGUUUUCCUGCCGAAACAUCUGAAGGAUGUUAGCGGAGAAGUUAUACUGAUCACAGGAACAGGACAUGGCAUUGGCCGGGAACUGGCGCUGCACUACGCCUCCUUGGGGAGCACUGUGAUUUGUGUGGACAUUGAUGAGAAGAACAAUCUUCAGACAGUCCAGAAAGCCAAACGACUUAAUCUCGGGGAUGUGUACAGUUUCAGAUGCGAUGUUUCCAAGCGGGAAGAGGUUAUGGCACUAGCGGAUCGGAUUAAGGCCGAGAUAGGACCCAUUUCGGUUUUGGUCAACAAUGUGGGCAUCAUGCCCACUCAUCCCAUCCUCCAGCAAUCGGCUGACGAAAUCCAGCGCGUCUUCGAUGUAAAUGUGUUCUCCCAGUUCUGGACCAUUCAGGCCUUCCUCUCCCACAUGCAGGAGAAGAAUCGUGGCCACAUUAUUUGCCUCUCCUCCAUAGCGGGCUUGGUGGGAAUCUCCAACUUGGUUCCUUACUGUGCUACUAAGUUUGCUGUGCGUGGACUGAUGGAGUCCCUCCACGCAGAGCUAAGGGAGGGACCGCACAGGGAUCUGAUCAAAACCACCACAAUAUUUCCGUACAUGACCAACACAGGCCUGUGCAAGCAUCCGAAGGUGAAGUUUCCCUCCAUCCUGGGACUGUUGGAUCCCAAGCAGGUGGCCAGGUGGAUUGUGGAGGCUCACCGCUCCGAUGUGAUGGAGGCGACCAUUCCCAGCUGCCUGCUGCAUAUCAACAACUGGACAAGGCUACUCCCAGACCACUGCGGAUUAAUGCUCAAGGACUACAUUGACAGCGGCGUGGAGUCGGACUUAAUUUAGUUUCCUUAAGUUACCUCAUCUCGUAGGUUUUGUUACAAAUAUUUUCAAGUAAAAUAAUAAUAAAAUGGAGUAUGUAAUAAAAAGAUUAAAAUCA
This is a messenger RNA of Drosophila ananassae, 1271 nucleotides long. RefSeq names its product epidermal retinol dehydrogenase 2. Bases 221 to 1177 code for a protein of 318 amino acids. Gene Ontology annotation, molecular function: oxidoreductase activity, acting on the CH-OH group of donors, NAD or NADP as acceptor. The record is from RefSeq and is a predicted model, not a curated record. Gene Ontology annotation, cellular component: lipid droplet. The transcript has 6 exons. Lineage: Eukaryota; Metazoa; Arthropoda; Insecta; Diptera; Drosophilidae.